Molecule: messenger RNA, 1332 nt
Organism: Asparagus officinalis (garden asparagus)
Lineage: Eukaryota; Viridiplantae; Streptophyta; Magnoliopsida; Asparagales; Asparagaceae
Product: 20 kDa chaperonin, chloroplastic-like
Exons: 6
Coding region: 1-1128 (375 amino acids)
Cellular component (GO): chloroplast; mitochondrial matrix
Molecular function (GO): metal ion binding; ATP binding; protein folding chaperone
Source: RefSeq, a predicted model, not a curated record
AUGACCAGCAGAGGGACAUCGGUAAGAGAUGAUCUCGAGACAAUUCUGAAAGCAUCGCGACCUAGAACUCGUCUGCAGUCCGGAACUAUACAGCGUGCAACGUAUGGUAGGUUUCGGACAAGACUUCCUUCAGAAGAUGAAGAAUCAGAUGCAGGCUCUGCAGUGGCGUCGGACAACACUGUAUCCAGUGAAGGACAACCUCGCGAGGCACUUAUGAUAAGUGCGGAGCAAAUAGCAAAGGUGAUUGAAGACGCCUUAACUAAACAGCAGGAAACCUUCAGUUGGCAAACCUCAGCAACAGCAGCAGCAACGGGCACCGCAACAGCACACACAGCAGGCAACGAGCGCCACAAGCAAUCCCCAACUCAUUGGCACAGCGGUCCCAGAAGCAAAAGUCUUUGGAGGGCAAGGUUUCCAAAGACCAUACUCCUUCAAGACGAAGAGGUGCCGGCAUUUUUAAAUAUUUGUAUGAAACAACAAAUCCAGGCUGCCAGCAAUCGUGGAUCAGGAGGAGAAACAGUCUGGCCAUCGUCUCAGUAUACUUCUGUUAAGCCCUUGGGUGAUAGGGUGCUGGUAAAGAUCAAGUCUUCUGAGGAGAAAACAACUGGAGGCAUAUUGCUGCCAACAACUGCUCAGACAAAGCCACAGAGUGGUGAAGUUGUUGAAAUUGGUGAUGGUAGAACUGUCGGCAAGAACAAAGUAGAUAUCAGUAUUCAGGCUGGUGCGCAGAUUGUAUACUCCAAGUAUGCAGGAACAGAGUUGGAAUUCAAUGGUACAAACCAUCUCUUGUUGAAGGAGGAUGACAUUGUGGGUAUUCUUGAUACUGAUGAUUUCAAGGACCUCAAGCCUCUUAAUGAUCGAGUUCUAAUCAAGGUUGCACAAGCUGAGGAGAAAACUGCAGGGGGCUUGCUACUUACUGAUGCGGCCAAAGAAAAGCCUUCUAUCGGAACGGUAGUCGCAGUUGGGCCUGGCCCAUUGGAUGAGGAGGGCAACAGGAAACCGUUGAGUCUGACCCCAGGAAGCACAGUGCUGUAUUCCAAGUAUGCUGGAAGUGAAUUCAAGAGUGGAGAUGGUUCUGAGUACAUUGCUUUGAGAGCCUCAGAUGUCAUUGCUGUUCUUUCGUCUUAGUUAAUUGGAUGUUUAAAGAUUUUGGGUAGUUGACUUGUUGUUUUGAUGGGUGGUUGCUCACUCCGCCAUUUUAGUAGACUUGGCACUGUGGUUUUACUUUGGCUGGUUAGUUUCAGUGGUUGCCCUUUGUUGCUUUAAAAUUUCAUGUAUGAAGCUUUAGUUUGCAGUUAUCGUUUAAUGGUGGCGUCUCCAGGUUUGAUGCAA